Molecule: messenger RNA, 2940 nt
Organism: Anopheles funestus (African malaria mosquito)
Lineage: Eukaryota; Metazoa; Arthropoda; Insecta; Diptera; Culicidae
Gene: tacc
Product: transforming acidic coiled-coil-containing protein 1
Exons: 10
Coding region: 162-2366 (734 amino acids)
Biological process (GO): cell population proliferation; cerebral cortex development; mitotic spindle organization
Cellular component (GO): cytoplasm
Source: RefSeq, a predicted model, not a curated record
AUCAUGGAAGAAUCUUUUCAAGAUGUCAUAAAUUGCCGAACAAUAAAAACCGCUUGGGCGCGAAGUUAACGAUCUUUCUCAAUUCGACAAAUAACUUUUGUAUACGAUCGGGAAAAGUAUUAUUAUUCUUUUUACAAUUGCAACACCGUGAAGAGUCAAAAAUGGAGAGCAUGGAUAUCUCGUACAGCGAUGAGAAAAUUGGAGACGUAUCUGAUAUGAUUUGCGAUGAAGAACAGCAUGAAUGUUCUGAUCAUCAAAACAUUGUACUGCAACAAGUGUCCCAAGAUGCCAUGAUCAUUGAACAGGAUUCCCAGCAUGCUGAAAGCAUUAUAUUAGAGCAGAAAUCUGACACAUCAAAAGUAAACAUUCUGCCUGAGCCCAACACUAGUUUCCCAGCGGAAAAUAGCAAAAACGGUUGUGAUGCCAAUCGAUUUCCGCUCCAAGACACUAAGGAUUGCAAUCAGCUCAACAUUAUGUCUAGGAGUAUCAAUUCCAUGGAACUCUUAAAAGGAAAUCUAAUGAACACACUAGAGUAUUCCGGAAUCUGUGGGUCGGACAAAGAAAACAUGUUUGAGGAAGCACGCGAAAUCCGAUUAAAUGAGUUUCCCACUGAAACAAAAAGUCUGCGAUGUGCAUUUCCAUUGGACAACAUUCCGGAAUUUGUAUCAGACUGUUCGUCUGACCAACACUCUUCGCUUCCUGAGGAACAUUUUACUCCAGCUAAUGAAUACAAUUUUACGGCGGCCGAUUUUGAUUGUUUACUGUCUCGGGGUUGCUCGCAGCCUACUUCAGGCACGGUAAAAUCAACUCUAGCUUCUACAUCGUCCCCUUCAACUGCGAACCUUCCGAGAAACUCUGUGCUGGACAAUUUUGACCCACUUUUACGUCGGCAAACUAUUAUAAAGCCAGAAAAUAGAGGUUCCGUUGAACACGUCGAAGGUUCCCCAUCUGGUGCUUGUCUGGCUUUAGUUAAUUUACCACAACGGCAGCCAGACCUCGGAAGUACUAUACCAAUACCAGCAUCCUAUAAUAUCGGCGACGAUCCUUCCGAUCACCAGCUGGUAGACAGUACGCUACUCUUGCUAAAUGCUUUAGACUCAUCAUCAACAACACCCCUAUCGCAACAUCACCCCAGUGUCAGUUUCAAGGAUAACCUGCGCCAGGAAGAAACGGCUUGUUGUCUGCUUGACGCAACCAUAGAUCCAAAUUAUUACGGUAAUAGGGAUCAUAGUGAAAGCUCGUUAGACAAAACAUUAACUACAGUAGAAAACGAAAUCAGCGAAUCCUCAAAAUCGUCGGAACGUCUUGUGUUUUCAACUAACUCGAUAACACAAGAAGUUUUAGACAGUCCAAAUGAGGAACAAAAUGAACCAUUAGUGGAAAUUUCGAAUUUCGAUAAAGAUUCUGUCCAACUGGUGGAAAGUAACACAGACGCCGAAGAAUUGUCGAAAUUGGAUUCGGGCUUAAGCACAACACCUCGUGAAGACUUGAUUGUUGAACAAUUACAUGAAUCGCACCUCAAAGUUCCAUCACCUGUAAAACAACCGGCAUUAGGAGUCAUUACAGAACAUACAGUAGAUUUAAGCAGUACUGUGAUUUUCGCAGGUGUUUCUAAUGCUCAUAAUGAUUUAACGAUUCAUGACGGGAAUAUGAUUGCUGAACCGAACUCUGAAAAACAGAACAUUGCCGUGCAAAAUAUGAGUGAGGAUCGAUCGGUACCGAACGAGGAAGGUUAUGCUGAGGUUGAAAAAAAAAGUAAAACUGAAGAAGUAAAUAUUGCAGAUAUAGAGAAAAAGAUGCAUGACGUUGAACUCAGAGAAGAAAGCAUGUUAAAGCGGAUCACAGAAAAAGAUAAAACAAUUUCCAAAAUGAGCAACGUGGUUGAGGCAUACGAGCGAACUAUAGCUGAGUUGAUAUCGGAAAAAGAAAUUUUAAUCCGCAAUCACGAAGUUGAAUGCGAAAGUCUUAAGCAAGACAAUGAAAUCAACGCACAACAUUUGGAAUCUUUGGAGAAAACCUUUUCAAACUUAUAUGCGAAAUAUGAGCGUAUGAAAAAGAGCGCAAUAAAAUAUAAAGAAAAUGAAGAUAAGCUUUUAGAAAAGGUUUUGAAACUUGAAGAAUGCCUUAGAGCGCAAGAGCAGCGGUAUGAAAAAAUGAAAGGUCAUGCUAUGAGUCAACUGGAAAUUGCAAACACCAAAAUUGAUGAAGCUCUCCGCAACCAUUCCCAGGAAUCAGCAAAGUUAAAAGCUCAGAUAAAGAAAGAGGAACUGUAUCGAAUUUCGAUCAACGAGCAGUUGAUUCAAAAAUCAAAAGAAAAUGAAGAGUUGGUUAAGAUAUGCGACGAGCUAAUCAGUGAAACCAAUUGAAAGAUAUUUACUAUUAGCAUGGAUUAAAUUUUCCCAAAUCCACUUAAAUGCGCUUCAUGAAAUGAACAGCAAAUGUAGAGAAAAAGAUUCAGUGUUUCUUUUCUCCAUCAGCCAUUGUAUGAAAUGAAAGAGAGUCGUAGUUGUUCGCUUUGGUAGUAGUUUCGCGCGUCAAGUACUAAUUUGUUGCACAUCUUUCAACAAGUUUGAACAUUUGUAUCCAUGUCUGAUUUAUGAAAACGAAGUGACAAAUAUUGUUAUUUUUUUUUCAUUCUCGUUUUCAACAACAGAAAUGUUGCUCUCUAUUUCAAUUUAUUCUUAACUACAAUCGUAACAAACAAAAUUUGUAUUAACAAAAAACCCAUCUGUCAUUUAAAAACAUCCCGAGAUAUAAAAUAUUAUCUAUUCGUUAACCAACUAUAAACGACAAACGCACUAUUUCCAACAAAUGUUCGCCUAAUAUUUUUCGAUACCAAUGUAAUAAACUUGCAUAACUACUGUUAGAGAUCUACUGUAAAAAUAUGAAAAACGCAUAUAUUAAUAAAUAACUACGCAGCUAUUAUCGUACGAAGAUAAA